GCGCAGUUUGCGGCGGUUCCAUCGUUCUAGCAAUUCAUGUUCUGCUGUGUUGAUGGGGGUCGUCGUGGUCGCUCUGAUGAAGCUGCAGCUGGUUUCUUCUGCUGCUGCUCCUCGAACGUGAUACAUAAACAUAAGACAACGUAUCUUCGCUGCCGCCACCACCAGCGCUAGUAUUGUUACUGCGGCCACGGUAGGCUUUUCUGUUGAACUCAGCGCAGCCGUAACCCUGUUUCUUCCAUGGAACAGAAUCCUUCACCGAACUCGAACAUUGAUAAGGCCGCCGAGUGAAGUUAUCAAGAAAUGCAAGAAAGUAAUAGGUUUAUUAUUUCCCAACAGGCAUCGCCAAAUAUCAAUGUUUUUGGAGAGACAAAAGAGAUUGAAUUCUCUCUUUGAGCGUGGAGCAAACUGGAUGUGGUCAUCAAAGCAUUUCAUAAUACUAAUAGCACUACAGACAUAUAUCGAUCCAUAGAAAUACCCAAACAAUGCUAUACUGUGUUCUUGCUAUGGAUGACAACUGAUUCUGACGAAGAUAGGGCCCCCCAAAAAAUGUAAAAAAAUAAACAGUUACGUGGUAGUCAACAGGGAACGCUGGCGGUCUACGCAAGGUUCGUUCUACAAAGUCAACCUAUAGUCUGCAGCCCCUAGAAGUAACCGUCUACAGAUAAAAUGAUCCAGCAUCUUGAAGAAACCACUUGAUUUACCAGUUUGCUUUCACGCGGCUUACGUAUCGUAUAAUAAAGAGUCGAAAAAAAAAGAUGGCUUUCAGACGACUAUAGCUUACCAGUGUGGGAGGCGAUCACUUCUGUGCAAUUGUGACGCAGUGUGAGGUUGUUUGGAAAAAAAAUUACUGCCGAUCGGUGAAAAACGUCGUCCAUCAAUCGCUGAUACUUGCAACGGCGGCAACGGUGAUGGAAUAAAGAUUGUUGGACUGGUAGCGGACGUGGCUUUGAAACGGCGGUAGGAAGGCAACGCUAACGACGAUCAAAGGGCGCUCGUGGCCAGAACUGCUGGUACUGCGUACGACGGCUGGGAUAUGUCGAAUCCAAGUUGGUGUAAAGUGUUUCACAACUAUGGCGACCUCAUGCUUACCUGGCUGGAGGAACUAUGCUGGCGGGCGGGGUCAUCCACCCGUGACCAGAUGGUGCUACUAGAAAGUAACGACGGCGCCCAAUUUCGUUGCCACCAGUGGGUUUUGGCACGGUGGUCUCCAUUUUUUGAAGCUCUAUUUUCACGCGCUUUUGCAGAGAGCCGGCAUGCUCGAGCCAAACUUGAGAAUGUCGACGGUGAGGCGCUAGAAGGCAUCUUAAACUAUUUUCUACAUGGCAGGUUUACUGUGAGCGCGGAUAAUUGUCUGCGCCUUCUGUUUGCAGUGGAGUACCUUCUAUUAGAGAACCUUGCGGAUUUUGUGACGUCUUUUAUUGAAGAGAAUCUUCAAGACGUCCUCAAGUCGGAGGAGUUCUCACGUCUAGAACUUGAACAACUCUGGAAACUUGUGCCGGCUAUAGCUCGAGGAUGCUGCCUUGAUAAGGAACUGGGGCUAGAAACUGUGGUAUUAUACUUGCAAUGUUGGAAGCUCGGCCAGCCAGGAUCGAAACAGCCGACGAUCUGUGACGAUGUACGCGCUCUCAUCAGCGAGCUGGAGAACAGCUUGGAACGAUUAGGACGCGCGCCCGAAACGGCCUAUGCAAUCUACAAGCACUCGCCCAAUUGCGUUACGAAGUUAUUUGAAGACCAGAAACAACCUACACGGCAGUCGGGUAGCCUUAACGAUCUUUACGGAUUUGGCGGGGAGUUUGGUGGUCCUCCGGCGAAAAUGACUGCGGGCCAACUCAUGCGUGCUCACUCCACAAGUGAGCUCCUGAGCAGUCAAGAUGAAUGGAUGUUCCAGCUCCGAUCGCUCAUUUCUGAGGGUACCACACUUAUGCGCCAACUAUCGAAUCAGGAGUUGCAACUGCCGCACGACAUCCCCCAUGAGUGUAUUCGUUAUCUGGCCGUCGUCCCAAACCGGUACGCGCUUGUCUUAACCGACACUCGCCGACUUCACCUCUGCCCAUGGAACAGUAAUGGGCGAGGUUCAAGUCAACUUGUCGAGGCUCAAUGUGAUAGUCUACUUCAGUGCGGUCGGGAUAUCUAUGCUGUGCUACAACAGCAUCACGUAGCGCUUUGGAACUGCCAGUUGAAAAUGUUCGAGCUCGUCUACUCAUUGAGUGAACACGUCAUCCACGAUAUCUCGUGGUACCGUUCCCACCGAACUGGUUCCACACUCGCGUUACUGAUCGCCCAUCGAGCUUUUCCGUGCAAUCUCGAAUUGCUCUGCCUCGACUUCGAUCAGGUGGUGGGUCAAUUCAAGCAACCCCCAGUGCGGUUUCAUCCAGCGCUUACGAACUGUAAGCUUUUCAACCCGCGAGUCGUCGCCCUCAGUGAACGAGUACUCAUUCUCUACGAACAAGGAGACGCCGAUAAGGUAUUUGUAGUGACAAUCGGAGCUCAAGAAUGUAAGAAAGCCAAGUGCAAGCUCGGGAUCAGCAACAACCUGUAUCUCAACGACCAGCUAUUCUUUUACACGGCCGAAAACUCAAUGCUUUACAAAAUCCAAUACAACUUUAAGGAUUUCGAUUGCGAGGAGUGUGGCGAGUUAGGCAGAGUAAACGCCAUCUGCGUUGCACCCACCUUGCGCUAACCCUAAACAAAAACAGUGGUUGACGUGGAAACACGAGCAGUCUGCCUAACAAUUAUUACUAGAACAGGGUAGGUUAGAUGACGGCGGUUUUCAAGUCGGAUGGCCAAGCUGAUCAAAGAAAUCAAGUAAUACGGUAUUCGUUUUGCAUUUUCAACAAGAUUUCAUUGAGCUACACGUACUAUUGUAAAAUUCUUUUGACCCAUCGAGGAAGUUUGAUUUUCACAGGACAAACCUGCGAUCUGUUUAACUGUUACCUUUGUUGCGUGAAACCAAGCAUGCAUGAAUUAUUAGCAGUUGUCAAGAUGCAGAAGGAACAAGACUGCCUGUCUGAUUAUAGGCAAAUGCGCGCCAAUGCCAAUUCAAUUAAUACAGCAACUUCCAUAUCCUACAAAGAAACACAGACUUACAACGUAUUAUAAAUACAUUGUCAGCCUCAGCUCAAGUAACAUACAACAAUUCAAAUAAAUAUAUAAAUAAAAAGUGAUAAACGCUUAUUUCGUAUGCACACAUAGACGUCUCUUGUUCCAUGAUUUUUGUGGUACCUUGUCAAGCGGGGGAAAUAGGAUUAUUUUUUGACUUACACCGAAAAAAAUAUAAUUGUUUUUAAAAAUAAUGCCAAACAAUUGUACUGGUACUUAAUUUUGUCAAUGUUUAGAUGUGUUUACGGCUGCUGCUGUGUCCUUCUGGGCG
Varroa destructor (honeybee mite) is the source of this 3370-nucleotide messenger RNA. RefSeq lists its product as uncharacterized. The record is from RefSeq and is a predicted model, not a curated record. Gene Ontology annotation, molecular function: protein binding. NCBI's taxonomy places the organism in Eukaryota, Metazoa, Arthropoda, Arachnida, Mesostigmata, Varroidae.